Molecule: messenger RNA, 1277 nt
Organism: Osmerus eperlanus (European smelt)
Lineage: Eukaryota; Metazoa; Chordata; Actinopteri; Osmeriformes; Osmeridae
Exons: 8
Coding region: 109-906 (265 amino acids)
Molecular function (GO): oxidoreductase activity
Source: RefSeq, a predicted model, not a curated record
AGCACAAUACGCGGACAUCCCUGGACGAUCCACACACCCACGAGUGCUAUUGGUUAGCCGCAUUUCACAAAUUCACAGAAGUGUUUAAAGUAGAUAAAAUUGUAAGCAAUGGCAACAAGCGACGCUUUCAAGGUGUCAUCUCUAAAGGGGAAAGUGACCCUAAUUACAGGCGCUAGCUCUGGCAUCGGGGCAGGGACAAGCCUCAUGUUCGCCAAACUAGGUGCCUUGCUGGCACUCAAUGGACGCGACGUGGAGAAUCUAAGCAAAAUCGCCAAACAAUGCACGGAUAAUGGUGGUCCCGAGCCCCUGCUUGUGCCCGGUGACCUGACAGACGAGGAGACGGUCAAGAAGACCGUGGAACAGACCAUCGCUCACUUCGGUCGACUGGAUGUGCUAGUCAACAGCGCUGGCAUCCUAGUGAUGGGCAGCAUCGAAACGACAGAUCUUGCCCAGUAUGACAAGGUCAUGAACGUCAAUGUCAGAUCUGUUUACCACCUGACUCAGCUCUGUGUUCCACACCUGAUCAAGACCAAGGGCUCCAUUAUCAACGUCUCCAGUGUCAACGGCCAAAGAUCUUUCCCGGGUGUCCUUGCCUAUUGCAUGUCCAAGUCUGCCAUCGACCAGUUCACAAGCUGUAUAGCCUUGGAGCUGGCAGCAAAGCAUGUGAGGGUGAACUCUGUCUGCCCCGGUGUGAUCAUCACAGACGUCCACAGAAGGGCUGGCCUUGAUGAGGACCAAUACGCUAAGUUCCUGGAGAAGUGUAAGCAGACCCAUGCUCUGGGCAGACCAGGGGAGGUGGAGGAGGUGGCCCACGCCAUAGCCUUCCUUGCCUCAGACGCAGCCAGCUUCAUCACCGGGGUCAACCUGCCCGUAGAUGGAGGGCGUCAUGCCAUGUGUCCAAGAUAAUAAAGACUGGUUGAUCACGGUCCUUUUAUGCCUCUCACUUUGUCUCCCAGCUUGUGUCUACUUCUCCAUUUCUGGUAUAGGACACUUUAAAUGGUGAGAUGAAAACGACAACUCCUCACAGAGUUUUGAAGGUGGUAAGGUUACAGUUAUGAAGCGGUAGAGGUAGUUUUUGACAAAUUCUUUGAAAGUCAUUGGAUUUUUAGAGGUUGUUCUGCCAUGGUAGAAGACUGUCCUCAAGUGGUGGUUAUGUAAAGUACAUUAAGAGCACUGCAAUAUGUUAAAUUGCUUGGGAUACUACAGUAAACAUUACCGGACAGACAACUGUUUAUCAAAUGACUGAAGAUCAGAAUAAAUAACCAAUUGAAAGAUCA